This is a messenger RNA of Acanthopagrus latus (yellowfin seabream), 6006 nucleotides long. RefSeq lists its product as uncharacterized. Lineage: Eukaryota; Metazoa; Chordata; Actinopteri; Spariformes; Sparidae. Bases 1980 to 2705 code for a protein of 241 amino acids. The transcript has 10 exons. The record is from RefSeq and is a predicted model, not a curated record.
CCUUUUAUGUCAUGCCCUGAGCCCUGAGUAGAGGAAAACUUUGCUAGCCGCUAAGCUAAUUUUUGAUAAUUUAGCUAAUGGUGACUAGUAAAACAUUUCUCUCCUCCACGUCUCAUGUGUGUCUGUGGAGUCAGUUUAAACUUAGCUAGUUACAAUUAAGAACACUUAUCUCUGUGUUAUUUUCCUUUAUGACCAAAAGCACAACAGGAAGUGGUGGUGGCCUCUUCUGUUAUUGAUUUGAUUAACUGGGCAGAUGAUGUAUUUUUGUAGGCCAACCCGGAAGUUGGCAUUGACCCGAUACACUGGUACCUCUCUAAACAGCUAAUUGGAUUGUUGAAUUGGAUUUUGGAAAAUUAUCUAAUAUUCUCUGUGACAGACGUAAAUGUAUGAUACUUGCAUGUUUUGUUCAGCGAGAUGAUCUUCACAGAUGAACAUCAUUGAUGUGAUUCAAAGCGUAAAUGAAAUUGUUUGAAGUGUAAAGGUAAUGUCAGGCUAUAAACAGACUUCAUUGCUGUCGUCUAGUAGUAAGAUAUUAUAAAAAAAAAAGUGUCUUACUCUACAAUUACAAUACACAUUUUUCUGAAAAUUGAUCAACCUACAAGUUGUAAAGUUAGAGUUGGAAUAUUUUAUAAGAAGAAUAUAGAAUAUUUGUAUCAUCAUUGAACUGAAUCAAAUCAAAAUUGUAACACUGCACAUUUAUCCUCAUAUCGACAAAUAUCGCAGUGUUGUUCAAAGAAUCAGCAUUGGACAAUAUGAUAAUUUCUUGUCACAAUUAUCCUGGCCCAAAUUAUGCAAUUCACUAUAUUAUCCCAGUUAUCAUUAACAUAUCUUUAGAACUCAUGAAAGUUAAGGAAGUCCUUUCUGGGAAAAAAAGUAGUGGAUUGCUGAGACUCACUCCCAGGUCAUCAAAUAUCAAUGCUUUGCCUCAGUAUUCAGCCCAAAGUUUGAACCCAUAGCAUUGAUAUUUGAUGACCUCGGAAUGAGACCUGGCAAUCAACUAUCUCUCCAGAAUCAAGUUCCCUAGCUCUUAAAAUGGCAAUAAAAGAAACUGAUAUCUUUAUCGCCUCACAGAUACGACAUACAGAUUUGCUCUGUCGCUCUUAAGCUUUGAUUUCACUCAUCCCAUUUCACUUUUUGUGAGAGAUGCAAUGCACAGGUCUAACCUUCGUCCAUGGUGACAGGCCUAAAAAUGCAUCAGGAAAUUAAUAGGACUGUUUGUUAUUAAGGUAGACGGCGCACAAUCAUACUGACAUACUCACAGUUACUCCAAUUUACAAUCAAAAUUCACCAGGUUUAACUCCUGAGUGUUUUAAUCAUGACAGUAUCUUUUUUUUCAUCCCAUCCCUAAAGAAUAUAACAUAUGAUAUUAUAUACCGGUAUAUAAUAUCAAUAUAAUAUUGUGACAAAACUGGUGAUUCACACCUGUUAUUUAUUUACUGUAAUAUUUGUAUUUCUCCAUCGUCAGUUUAUUCUACAGUCUGUCGCUUUUUGGGGGGGUCAUGACAGUUUUAUGCUGAUAAGCGCACACAUCAAAUGGGAUUUACUAAGUUAGUCAUACAAAUAGAAAAUUGACAGUUUUUUUUUCCCAUUUACUCAUCCAAUUUGAAAUAUGAAACCAAGAGCAUUCACCUCAAACAAGGGUGCCUCUUGCUGCCUGACACCGCUGUCCCACAUUUUGCAUUGUAAGAGACAGAAACUUGAUCAUCCAGUUCACAGAGGGUGUGUGUUUAUUUAUUCAAUGCCACAUCCUGGUUAUUAUAUAGCACAAGGGGAAGGAGAGCUGACAAUUGCAAUGUAAAUCCAUAAAACCUCACCCACCAGGAAUAGUACUUGGAACUAUCAGUGAGUGUGUUCACAGAUGAGAUGACACCGAAGCUCUGCGGUAUCUACAAUAAUUCCAGCUAGCAGGAAAUACUUGAAGUGCUUUUCAAAGGCCACCACUCUUCCCUCUAGGACAAGGAAGCUCUCGUAUUCCAGAUAUGAGAUGUCGAGCUGCUUUGCGCCUUCCUGCUGUAAUUGCUGUCCUCCUAAUAACAUGGGGAAUCUCCAUCAAUUCCUUUGACGUACAGGAGAAAGCGAGAAAUAUUCUUGGGUUUAAUUAUGCAGAUCAACUCAAACUACAAUUGAAAGCAGUAGAUUCAACCACAUCAGCACCUAAAACAAAGUGUGGCCUGUCCAGACUCUGCCCGCCCGAUCAUUUUGCUUUACAUAUCCGGAGCGGAGUGGCUAAUGUUAUUGGACCAAAGAUCUGUUUCGAGGGUAAAAUCAUCAUGAGUCAUGUGUUGAAUAACAUCGGAUCAGGACUGAACAUCGUGGUGGUAAAUGGUCAAAAUGGAACUGUGGAACGUUUUGACUAUCUUAAUAUGCAAACUGGAAACCCAGAAGACAUCCUGGCAUACCUGAAGGCAAUAAAACCUGGAAUGAUUGUCUUGGUGGCCUCGUUUGAUGAUGUGACAAAGAAAAUGACAGAUGAAAUGAGGGAGGCAUUUGUUGGAAUGGGAAGCACUUUGAUCAAGUCGGUGAAACACAGGGACAGCUGGGUGUUUGCUGGAAGAGUGGGGACAGAAAACAAAAGCCUCCAUGAAAGGCAAGCUGUUAACGAUGCGAAAACCAACGCUUAUGAAGGAUGGCCGGGGUUUGUGGAGGUGAGCGGCUGUUUCCCCAAGACCAAACUGACCGACGAUAAACUUAACGGACCUUUGUGAUGAAAAGGAGACUAUGGUGGAAGCUGCGUUGACUGGCCUUCUACAAACUGCCCUGUAUAAGUGAUGGCCCCUUUAAAAUCUAGUUGGAUUCAAGAAAUGUCCUCUUCUGUGGCUCUCGCUGGUGUUUCCUUGGGGUUUGUGCUCAUCCGGAAUCCGGGGACAGCAGGUGUUGUAUUUUGUACGGAUGGUAAAACUGUCUGCGGCUGGUGUGUCAUUUGUAAUUCCGGGCUAUAUAAAUAAAACUGACUGCACUUGACUAGUGAAUUUAAUAUGCCAGCCGUUUUUAUCCCCCUGGGAUAAAUGAACAAUAUAUUUUCAGAUUCCUGGAGGUGGAGGAUCAUAUAUUAUUUAACCGUCAAUAAAAAAAAAAACCGAGAGCAUGAGAUUUUGUGAUCUGCAGCCCCCUCUUUUAUAUCCAAGUACUCUUUGUGAGAGAACUUCCCUGGAGUUAAAAGCUAGCGUAAAACAACGGGGUGGAAAUACUACGUUAGUAAACUUCGACAUUCAUAAUCUGACUUUGAAUUGUAAAAAAUGCGUCCAAGCAUUUCAGUAUUGAGGCUACAUUGUCUCCCACCUCAGGGUCAGGUCCCCUUAAAAGAGUCAGAUUAUAUAGGAAAUGAGCUGUGAGAUGAUUAAUGGGAAGCAAAAGUACCGGUACAUGAAUCUAGAUAUAUAUAUUAUUUUAUAUAUGUAUGAGAGAGAGCUAGAGAUGUGCUUUAACUGUGAAAUAUUCAGUAAUUGUAACUCCCUGGGCCUCGAGCAUGCUAUUCACAUGUGAACAUUUUUUAUUUCAAGCACGUAAGUGUCCAUUUAUAUGUGAAAAGAGCCGAUCAACUUUGAAACUGUACAGGUGACUUUGUUUCAUAUGUUAAAACUUUAGAUCACACGAAAAUAGCCACUGAAAAUGGGGAAUUCGCAUGUGGAGAAACACAUUUCGUGUGAUUGCAUGUGGAAGUUUUUACUGCCAUGAGAAAAAAUAAAUAAAAAGCCAAUUGUGAAUUACCGUAUGCAGUUCUCAUCCGAAAAUGUGGAAAUUUUCUCUCAUGUGUGACAAAAUAUGAUCAGUUGUUAGAAUGUCCGACGCACAUGUGUUAUUAUUUUGAUUUGACAUUUUUAAAAAUAGCCAUUCGUACAAUUUACGUGAUGAAGCAAAUUUCAUGUGAUUUCAUGUGCCAAGUGGAAAAAAAUAUACGUGAUUCUCAUGUGAAAAUGAACAUUGUUUUAUUUUUUGCGUGUUGAAAUUGUAGCUCACGUCAGGAAAGAUGUCGAAGCCUCUUAGAAGUGAACAAGGCACAUUUGUGAUUGGUGGAACCAGAACUCAGAGAUCUGAAACAUGACAAGGAGCCCCAACUGGAAAGUUUUAUUCUUUUUAAUCUGAAAACUUUAGUGGUCAGAUAAAUGUGUUAGAGUUUCCCUAUUAAAUGUCAUAUAAAGUCACAAAAUCCUAAAUUGUAUUAUCUUAUAAUCCUGCUUAGGUGCAGUGUAAAUGUAGUUACUUUUACUGCUGUACACUAAAUACUGCUCCAGCACUUUGUUCUCCAGGGCUUGUCUUCCACUUGGGUGCUGCUUCAUCAUUGGUCUAAACCAGGGAAGUUUCCUCACUGACAUUCUUGGCAUCUGCUGCAGCCGAGAGAGAGAGAGAGAGAAGGGGGACCUCAAAUUAGUAUUGAAACUCUGUCCACUGUGAGCCCAGGAGGUGUCUGAAGAAACUCUGAUAUACCGAGGACAUGGGAGUGACCCAUGGAAAGAAGACAGUCAGAGCCGGCACCAAACACAGGUCUUUAUCCAGUAAAAGAAGAGCCUUGCCAACGCUGAAGAGCGGGCCUCGGAGAGUGUUUAUCCCGUCAUGUCCUAUUAAUUCUUCUCCACACAAUACCCACUGUCGGAGAUUUAGCCAAACAGCAUGACUCUUCCCUAAUCAACCAAACAGCAGCCAGCAGCAGAGUUGUCAUUAAAAUACCACGUUUAGAUCGCACUAUUAUCCUCUUUCUGACAGUUUACUGUCAUCUUUAAGGCUUUGCUUUAUGUGUUCACUGGCUGCUGGUUUUUGAACACAUCCAGCAGUGCUGCUUGUGAUUGUUUGCCCAGAUAUGGAAGAGCUGAAUGCAGCUAAUCUCAAGGGCGUAGCCAUGGUUGGGUAGUAACAGAUUACAUGUAGCUGGGUUAAUUAGAGCAUCAUUUAUAAUUAUAUAGAUAGAUUACAGUGAUGGAAUGUAAAUAAGUGCAUUUACUCAACUGUCCUUCAGGACAAUUUUGAGGUGUUUAUACCUGAACGGGUUUUUCAAUUUUUCUACUUUCUGCUUUCAAUCAUGCAUGAAAGUUUGUACUUUUUACUCACUACCUACCUUUACCAUAUAACUUUAUUAAUUACCUUGUUUGCUGCACAUUUUAAAACGUACCCAAUAAUUAGACAAAUAUUAUGAAUGUUAGAUCAGGCAAUUAUCCACACUGGUGAUCCAUCAACCCCUUGUACUAAAUACAUAAAUGUAAAUUGAUGUAUGAUUUACUUUUUUCCUGUUAAACUUUAGUACAUUUAUAGCCAGAAAAUUUGUUUGCUUAAAGAUGCAAUAUGUUAGAUUAUAUUUUUUGUAGCUUUAGGCACAUUUAAUAUUAGAUAUUUUAUGACUUUAACUUGUUUAAUUUGUAUUGGUGACUUUUACAAAAGUUAUAUUAUAAAAUAUUAUCUUUACUUUUACUCAAGAAUGACUUGAGUACUUUUUUACAGCACUGGUAGAUUAUCAUCGUAUUGUCAAUGAUAAUUACAUUUUUCAGAAUUAUGAAACCUUCUCAUGAGAAUUUUCUGUCAAAGUAAGUUACUCCUCUCAGGUUUCCAGGUAGCCGGUUUUAAUGGGGACUUUACUAAUAAUUGUAUGUGUAUAAUGAUCAUAAUGGAGUUUUUAGUUGAACUGAAAGCAAAGUGCUCCAAAACAUACACAAGGGGACAGCCUGCAUCCCACAAGUUAAGCGAUAUGUGAUACAACUGUGUCUAGAGUCAGUCUUGUUUUUGUAAGGGUUAUUCUUUUUGAUCAGAUGUAAAAGCUCAACAUGAAAAAUGCAAUUUAUUUGCACUGAAAAUGUUUUGUGAUGCUUGAAGAGAAAAAAUAACAAUUGUGGAUCUCACCAAUUUUAAGAUUAUGCAGCAAUAUUUUAAAUGUUUGCUUUUGAGCCAAUACAACAUAACUCCAAAAGUAUCUGGAUUAGGCCACUAUUUCUUUUUUUUAAUCCAGUGAAUCAUGAUACUAAUUUUCCAUAAUAGUUGAAAAACAUGUAGUGAUACUGAUUUUGAAGGUAACUGUGAUUU